Molecule: messenger RNA, 1020 nt
Organism: Didymodactylos carnosus
Lineage: Eukaryota; Metazoa; Rotifera; Eurotatoria; Philodinida; Philodinidae
Source: the annotation of a GenBank genome assembly
AUGAAUUGUUAUUUUCGUCAAAAAUGGCGAGAUCCAAGAUUAAAUUUUCCUGAAUGGGUUGGUACAUUGUCAUUAUCAAUGAAAAUGUUAGAAUUACUCUGGAGACCAGAUACUGUAUUUCAUAAUUCAAAACAUUCUUAUUUACAUAAAAUUCCGACUAGUAAUCGUUUGAUUCGUUUAUAUCCCAAUGGAACAAUAUGGUAUUCAUCAAGAAUAACAGUGAAAGCUCGAUGUAACAUGAAUUUAAAACAUUUUCCAGUUGAUGUUCAAACAUGUGAUUUAGUAGUCGGAAGUUUUGCAAAUUCUCUGACCGAUAUGGAAUUUACAUGGCGUCUUGGAAACAAUAAAUCUGUUAAUUUUGAUACGAAAGUUGUUUUAUCACAAUUUGAUUUAAUACAAUAUCCACAAUACGACGAAAUUAUGAAGACAAAUGAACGUGUGAUGACAGUGUUAAGCAUGGCAACAUUAAGUUUUGAUAUUAGAAGUUAUAUUCCAGUUGUUUCCUAUUUUACGGCACUCGAUUGGUUUUUAACAAUGUGUUAUGUAUUUCUAUUAGCUUCACUAUUACAAUUUGCUUUUGUACAUUAUUAUACUAAAUUUGGCUAUGGUGAACCAAUUAUUCGUGUUCAAGAAUCAUUUAGUUCAAAUGAAUGUGAUUUAUUUGAUGGUCGAGUGACAUCAACAUCAUUUCAACGUAUGUCAAUAUGUUAUCCACGCGUUGCUCGUCUACAAAAAUCAAGAAUCGAUGAAGAUGAUAUUCUUAGUGAUGAUAAUAUGAGAAAGAAAAAAGAUAUAUUUUUAAAUCGUCAAACAGCAUUUCUCUUUUUUCUACGUUUAUGGAAAUGUUUAUCAGGCGAUACAAAGUACAAAAAACAAUUGCGUAAAAGUGCAAAUCGUUUUGGUAUUAAUAGUAUUAGUUUAUUAGAUAUUUAUGCAAGAAUUAUUUUUCCCAUGUGUUUUCUAAUAUUAAAUAUUAUUUAUUGGCUCUAUUAUUUAAAUGUCUAUCGUUCAUCACAAUAA